Manihot esculenta (cassava) is the source of this 2524-nucleotide messenger RNA. RefSeq names its product E3 ubiquitin protein ligase RIN2. Gene Ontology annotation, biological process: protein ubiquitination; ubiquitin-dependent protein catabolic process; positive regulation of plant-type hypersensitive response. Bases 376 to 2256 code for a protein of 626 amino acids. Gene Ontology annotation, molecular function: ubiquitin binding; zinc ion binding; ubiquitin protein ligase activity. The record is from RefSeq and is a predicted model, not a curated record. Lineage: Eukaryota; Viridiplantae; Streptophyta; Magnoliopsida; Malpighiales; Euphorbiaceae. Gene Ontology annotation, cellular component: cytosol; plasma membrane; ubiquitin ligase complex. The transcript is spliced from 14 exons.
UUUCGCUUUCCCGCAAAAACAGAGCACCCCAGUCUCUCUCUUCCUUCCUCUCUAAACUAUUGCCUCUUGGUAUUUGCUGUUCCUUUCUCUAGGAGAAGGAAAAAGGAAAAAGGAAAAAGGAAAAAGAAAAAAGAAAAAAAAAAGAAAAAGAAAAAGGAAAAAUGGUGGGAUGCAGAAUACGACUGCCACCGACGCCAUGUUAGUUUGUCUUUGACCUCCUUCUCAAAUCGAAUCAGCCUUGAGCCCACUUGACGCGUCUUAUUCUCUGCACGUCAAUGCAAAUUAGGGAUCAUUGCCGGGAAGAAUCAUGCUAAUGUAGUGUUCUUAUUAAGAAUCUUGGAGUUGGGUAUUGAGGAGGGGCUCUGCUUAUUACCAAUGGGUGUGGGUUAUUUAGCAAUUUCAGCAGUGUCCACAGCUCUGAGCUUUGUGGGUCUACAAUGUUGGACAGAACUGUCGGUGGACAAACUAAAAUCAGAUGGCUUAAUAAUUAGUGAAAAUUUUAUUAGCCUAGACAAUGCCAACCGUGCUCUUGAGUUGCUGCUGGAUUCUUAUGCCACUACUGGAAUGUUGGCAAAUUUUUUAUUUAAUGCAUUCAUUCUACUCAAUCUUUGUCUUAAGACUAUUUUCUUUGUGGAAUUAUACCCUGCUGAAGCUCGAAAACUGAUGGAACGUCUUAUUAAUUAUGUUGUUUACAAGGGAACGUUUCUGCCAUUGGUGAUUCCAGCAACAAUAUUUCAAGUAGGCUUGUGGUCGAUCUGGUUGAUUGUUCUUUGUUCUUUAAAGAUGUUUCAAGCUUUGGCAAGAGAUAGACUUGAACGUCUGAAUGCAUCUCCUUCUGCAAUGCCAUGGACUUAUUUUCGUGUGUAUUCAGCACUGUUAUUGGUCCUUUCAGUUGACUUCUUCUGGAUUAGGCUGUGUUUGGUGAUAUACAAAACAUUGAAUUCAUCCAUUUUUCUGCUAUUGUUCUUUGAGCCCUUCAGUAUUGCAUUUGAGACUAUGCAGGCAAUGUUGGUACAUGGAUUUCAGUUGCUUGAUAUUUGGCUUUAUCAUUCUACAGGGAAUAGCACAAAUUGUCAAAGGCUCAAAUUUUUUGAUGCAGUAGCUGCAGUGCAAGUAAACCUGCAGUUGGUGCAAUCCAAACUUGGGUCUACUGGCACCUAUUUGCGCGUGUGUAGAUCAAUUAUGCCAUUCAAAGCUGCUUUCUGCAUGCACUGUGUUGUGGCCAGCAAACCCUUGCUUCAAAGUUCAUUGUCUGAAUGGAAAAGCAUUCUUAUCCGGAACUUAGGAUUUUCCCUUGACAUGGCAACUUUGUUAAUGGCACUUGGUCAUUACAUGCAUAUAUGGUGGCUUCAUGGCGUGGCACUUCAUCUAGUGGAUGCAGUCCUUUUUUUGAAUAUACGUGCCUUGCUUAGUGCGAUUAUAAAGCGUGUAAGAGGAUAUGCUAAACUAAGAACAGCUUUAGGUGCUCUUCAUGCUGCACUUCCAGAUGCAACAUCUGAAGAGCUACGAGCAUAUGAUGAUGAAUGUGCUAUCUGCAGGGAACCUAUGGCUAAGGCAAAGAAGCUAUAUUGCAGACACCUUUUUCAUCUUGCAUGCUUGAGAUCCUGGUUGGAUCAGGGUUUAAAUGAAUUGUAUUCAUGUCCCACUUGCCGAAAGCCACUUUUUAUAGGCAGACCUGACAAUGAAGCAAAUCAUCAUGGUGGAGACAUUUUAACUGAUGAACAGCUUGCUCGUCAAUUAAGUGAAAGGCUUGAUCAGCAAACACCACCUAUUCUACCUGCUGGUGUAUUCCCAAAUCAGACUCGUGCUUCCAUAGAAGGCAGCCCUUGGAGAACAGCAGGUUUAGAUUCAAGUUGGCUGCACGCUUGGCCUGGCCAGGGAGUAGAUGGAGCUGGUCCCUCUACUGCUGUGAGAUCAGUGGGACUUGGGAGAGUUCAAAUGAUGAUGAGACAUCUUGCAUCUGUUGGAGAAACCUAUGCGCAGACUGCCCUUGAGGAUGCUGCUUGGACUCUGUGGCCCAUGGAUCCUGCUCAAGCUGUUGCAUCUGGGUCUUCUGUCACUCCUACCACUGUUGGAAGAUCAGGUGGAGGUUCUGGAGGCUUACACAUAAGGACUGCCACACGCUCUGCAAGUGACAAUAUAGUAAACAUGCUUGCCAUGGUUGAGACAGUACGGGAAGUUUUGCCUCACAUUCCAGAUGAGGUGAUACUUCAGUGCAUUAAACUUUGCAGGACUUGCAGCGAACAAAUUCUGUGACAGUUACUGUGAACAAUCUUCUCCAGAUGUGAAAUGGGUAAAUGUCAUGACAUGGUUUAAUGUGCUUCAAGUAGUCAAACCUGUCCUCUGUACACCAAAUAUCGGAAGGUCUGAAGCUGUGCUCUAAUCGAGCUCGUUCAAUGACCCCCCAACCGUUUUCUUUUCAUCUCAUUUUUGCCUUUUUUUCAAACAUCAACAAGCUUCAUCCUGUGUAUAUAUCAAAUGUUUAUUUUAUAAAAGAAGGGAAAAAAGGGCAAAUUAUACCGUA